AUGGACCACGCGACCAUGACGGGAACCAUGGGCUCCAUGUCCCCCACCAUGUCCAUGGACAUGCCCGCCACCACCUCGGGCGCCCACGCGGGCCACGACAUGGGCGGCAUGGGCAUGGGCGGCGGCAACAGCUGCAAGAUCUCCAUGCUCUUCAACUUCUACACCGUCGACGCGUGCUUCCUCUCGAGCCAGUGGCACGUCACCUCGCGCGGCAUGUUCGCCGGUUCCUGCAUCGGCGUCUUCCUCCUCGCCAUGUCGCUCGAGUUCAUCCGCCGCUCCGUCAAGGAGUUCGACCGCUUCCUCGUCCGCCAGCACAUCGCCAAGCACCAGGGCGCAGGUGCCGACCGCGGCUCCGUCAGUAGCAAGGACGCUGCCGCGCCGAUCGCCGCCCCCGCCGGCGGUGUCUGUCCUGCCGUCGUGCCGCCCUUCCGGCCCAACGUCUUCCAACAGGCGAUCCGCGCCUUCUUGCACUUUCUCCAGUUCACGGUCGCGUACUUUCUCAUGCUGUUGGCCAUGUACUUCAACAUUUACAUCAUCGUGAGCAUCAUCCUCGGCGCCUUCUUUGGGGCCUUCAUCUUCCAGUGGGAGACGCUGCCUCUUGUUGGACAACAGACCAGCGCUGCACAGGAGGCCACCGUUUGCUGUGGCUGA
Molecule: messenger RNA, 651 nt
Organism: Purpureocillium lilacinum
Lineage: Eukaryota; Fungi; Ascomycota; Sordariomycetes; Hypocreales; Ophiocordycipitaceae
Product: copper Transporter integral membrane protein that functions in high affinity copper transport
Biological process (GO): copper ion transmembrane transport
Cellular component (GO): plasma membrane
Molecular function (GO): copper ion transmembrane transporter activity
Source: RefSeq, a predicted model, not a curated record